Brugia malayi is the source of this 207-nucleotide messenger RNA. RefSeq lists its product as uncharacterized. The record is from RefSeq and is a predicted model, not a curated record. The transcript has a single exon. The coding region runs from base 1 to 207 and encodes 68 amino acids. Lineage: Eukaryota; Metazoa; Nematoda; Chromadorea; Rhabditida; Onchocercidae.
AUGGCUAGUUUAGUUGCUUAUGAUAAUCUAAUCCAGUCUGUUUCGAGACUUUUAAUGAGAAAAGCAAACCGGAAGGUUAUUCGUAUCAGAUCACAACGAUCAAUACCAGCAUUGGUUGAUGAAGAAAUGGCAUGUUCCCAAAUGGAAAGCAUCAUGAACAUAUCGUCAAUGCCGAUUGCUACAGUAAGUAAAACAGGGAUUGCUUAA